UGGGGGGGUGGGUUGCUCCCUAGAAUGCCCAUAGUGAAGAGCCUACUGACGGGCAUUAAUAGGCGGCUUAGGGGUUCCACUAAGUGACAGGGAUUUCAGUGGGUGAUUCUUUUUGUCACUGUUUUCCACUGGCUGUCACUGUUCGCUGGAGGCUGUCGACGUGGUGGAUCCUAAGGGAAAAAAGGAAGACUGAAACUCUUUGAGUAAUAAAUUAACAUAAGUGACAUACAUGUUUGUUGACAUAGGAUUUGAUGACUUCCAUGCUUGUGCUGAUCCUGGAGUCCCUGAACAUGGAUACAAGACACCCAGCACAGGUGUUUUCUUUGAAAGUGCUGUAGUCCGUCUUCACUGUCAAGAAGGAUACAGGCUCAAGGGUCCUUCAAAAAAAAUCUGUGUGAGACAUUUUAAUGGCUCCUUGAGCUGGAAACCGAGUGACAAAGCUGUGUGCCUGCAAGAAGUCACAGAUUGCCUUGUUCCACAUGUUGAAGAUGCAGAGGUUCAUAACAAGACAUAUAGGACUGGAGAUAAGUUAAUAGUCAACUGUCAUGAAGGUUUCCAGAUCCGUUACCCUGACUUAGACAACAUGGUUUCAAUAUGUCAAGAUGAUGGAAUGUGGGAUAAUCUUCCUGUUUGUCAAGGUUGCCUGAGGCCAUUGGUUCUUCCUCAUAGUUACAUUAACAUAUCUGAGUUCGAGUCUUCCUUUCCAAUAGGAACAGUGGUAUAUUAUCAGUGCUUUCCUGGAUAUAAACUGAAGGGGACAGAAUUCCUUGAGUGCAUGUAUAACCUUAUAUGGUCACAUAGCUCACCUAGGUGCCUUGAUGUGGAAGUUUGUCCACUACCUCCAAUGGUGAUUCAUGGAGAUUAUAUUUGCCAUCCGCGGCCUUGUGAGCGUUAUAACCAUGGAACUGUGGUUGAAUUCUAUUGUGAUCCUGGUUACACUCUUACCAAUGACUACAAAUACAUCACUUGCCAAAAAGGAGAGUGGUUCCCUUCAGAUCAAGUAUACUGUGUCAAAACAGAGCAAACCUGGCCAAAUACACAGGAAACCCUCCUGACGACUUGGAAAAUUGUGGCAUUUACUGCUACCAGUGUUCUACUGGUACUUCUGUUGGUUAUUCUAGCCAGGAUGUUCCAGACCAAAUUUAAGACGCAUUUCCUUCCAAGAGCCGUCCAAGAGAGUUCCACCAGUGACCCCGACUUCGUGGUAGUGGAUGGUGUUCCUGUCAUGCUGCCUUCCUAUGAUGAAGCUGUGAGCAGUGGUUUGAAUGCCUUGGCGCCAGGAUACUCAUCUCCUGCAGGCCUGGGGCAUGUUUUGCAGAUAGAAGAUCAGAACCCUCCAGCUUAUCCCGGCCCAGGAGAUACAGACACAUUACCUGCUGAAUUUGAGAGUUGUGAGAGUAUAUCAGGCUCUUCUGAACUUCUCCAAAGUUUAUAUUCAUCUUCUGUGUGCCAAAUGGGCGUGCAUCCUGUUUCAGAUAGAACUGAGGUGAUCAAUAGCACCACUGGGGAGGCUGCAUCUACUAGCCCAAGUAUCGAUAUUGCAGAUGAAAUUCCAUUGAUGGAAGAAGACCCUUAACCAGCACAAAAAUUGUUCAUUAUGUAAUCACACUGGGUGAAAUGAAACAUGCACAUACAUAUAUAUACAAUAGAGAGAUAAAAAACUGUUUAAAGAUUGGAGGGAGGGUAUUUUUCCUAUUUUUGAUCUUCCAUGUGAUGAUGUCACCAGAUUGUGUGCACAUCAUAAUCAACCGUGUGGUUAACAGCAUCAGCAAUUGAAUAGCAGGUUUGUGAAAUGAAUCCUGGGGAUUUGAUGAGGCCACUUAUAGAAAAAGAACUGUGAAUUCUUAGAACUGAAAUUAACAUAUCUCUGCAUCGCAGGAAGUCGUAUGAUUCUGUAGAAAUGCUCUUGAAUUUUGAUACAAGUACUAACUGCCUCUUGAAAGCAUGUCCAAUUGUGUAGAUUUGCUUAUAAAGGCUGCUUUAUAUUAUCUAUGGACCCUGAUUUACAAAGGAUUAUUAUAAUUUUUUAAUCAGUGUUGAAACCUGAAAACAGAAAACGGUUUCCUUUGAAUUCCUAUAUUAUCUAAGUUAUCAAGUGGAAGCUAUUGUUUUGUUUCUUGCUAACAUAGUUUCAGACCUUGUCUGCAGAAAGCAUAACAGAAGAGAGGAGAGGGACUCAUAAAUUUUGACAUAACAAAUAUAUAGUUAUGUACUCUUUGAAGGAAAAUGUAAAAGAAAUGGAAAACCUGAUCUGAAGAUUUUUUUAAAGUAAAGUAGGAUUUAUAUAAAAUAUAAUAUUCAAGGUAAAAUAUCAAUAUUUAUAUAUAUGUGAAGCACCUGUACAUUACAUUUGAUAAGCCCUGUUAUUUUGUAAAUGAACCUAGAAAGUAACAAGGUCAUGAUGAGGGAGGUGUUGAAGUACUCCCCUGUUUCCCCAUUUCUUACACCAUCUCAUACAAAUAUACAUAAAUUAUUUUAUGGCCAUAACCCAAAGCUCUACAGUGUCUCUACUGUAUGUGGAAGUUCUCUGGUCAUUACUGUAGAAUAUCAUAGUAUUUUUUUAAAUGAGGACCCUUUAUUUCAGUCCUUUUCUGAAUCACCAGCUUGUCUCCAGUUGACCUUCAUAGAGCUUGUUUAUUACUAACAAAGUGCUCUGCUACCAUGUUAGCUUCUUUGUGGGACAUAGCCAGAUCUUAAUGCACUCAUCAUGGAAUCAAAUAACACCACUCUGUCUGCUUUCAAGAAAAUGCACAGUGCUCAGAGUGCUGUUGAAACUGGAUUUUCUCCUUUGCAAGAAGAGAACAACUGGUAUCCUGGUCCCCUUGUGGCUCCAUUUCUCUUCUUUUACUCAUGUGGAGCUGGGGCACAAUCUAGUCACUGGAAACAAAUCUUGUAUCUAUGUUAUCUUCCUGGAGGGGUAUGUCAGACAUUCUUUGUAAGGAAUAUCCCCUCCCCCCCACUUCAGUAUGACUGUUCAUUUGCCAAGCAAGUUUUCCAUCUCGUUUCUUGUAUUGCGUAAUUGAAAUAAGAACCAUCAUGUUAAGUUUACAGUGGCUUAAACAAUAACUCACUGUUAUGCUGAUGGAGACAGACUGUCAUCUGUGUGGGCUAGUUGAAAGCAAUAUACUGAUAUAUUCUGGUUUCAGCUGCAGUAGAACAAACCAGGAGUAUUUCUGUUGUUAUCAGUAGAGUCACUCCAGAUUACCUUGUUGUUUUCAUGUAAUUAUUUUUUAAUUUUUAAUUUUUAUUUGUGCUUUGAGAGCAUUUAGAGGCCUCUGACAUCAGCCAGCGCCUUAUUGCGCUAGGCACUGUGCACCCAUAAAAGGAGGACAUGGUCCCUGCUCUGAAGAGCUUACUGUCUAACUAUAGAUUGGAUCUCCCUGAUCUAGCAACCUCGGACCUGAUCAGUCCCAAAUGAAGGAUUUUGCCAGACCAGGGAAAGUCAUUUCUGGACUCCCUGCUACUCAGCUGGGCCACUCAGCUGGGCCACUCAGCUGGCUCCUCCCUCCCCCAUCUCCAGUCCUGCCAGCCCCACUGAGCUUUAAGGCCCUGCUGGGCAGCCCAGCUGAGAUGCAUUGGGCUUCCUGCCUCUGCCACGCAGCAUUGCUGGAGCAUGCCAGGCUUCCAUGAGGUUUAACUGUUAAUUCGAAGUAAGGGGUUUAUUUCGGAAUCGCCCUUCUCUGCCGCGUGUAGAUGCGGGCAGUUCUUCAAGGCUAGUCAAUUUCCAAAAUGGUGACCGCCCGGGAACAUGCUAAUAAAGCGCGGGAUAUUUAAACCCCACGCUUCAUUUGCAAUUUCGGUCGCCCUCAUUAGCCUCCCUAGUUCGAACUAGGAGGCUAGUGAAGACAUACCCUAUGAGAUUUUCCCUCCUCUCCCACCCAGGCCAUGAGGAUAUUUCCCCAAUAUUCUGCUGUGUUUAUAUUUCUAAUUCCUGUUUCAAUGUGCUACCCUAGCAUAUAAGCUAUGUGGGUUAUAUGUUACCAACCAAGGAAAACCCUCUGGAACACAAGGUGAGUUCAAUGAUUUAGUUUUAUAGUAUUGUUGCAAAAAAUUUCAAAAUAUUAAACGUAUUACAAUUAUCCUAUAAAAUAUAGUGAAAUCUGUACUUGCUGCUUUUUACUGUCCCCUGUGUUAACAGUUUUCAGAUCUCAUUCCUUGUGAAAUUCCUUCCUUCCUGUCUGUUAACUUCUACUGCCGUUAAUGCAGAUCUGCCUGUUUGGAAAGUUGCUUUGCUCUGUAUGUUGUACUGCCAGUAAGCCUGCUGAGGUGGCCAGAAAGGUCAAUGCAUCCAAACUUGGAACUGUGUUUUUCAAAUGAACAGUUUAGCUCAUAACAUUUCACUUUCAAAGUAUCUUUAGAGAGUUACAGUUUAUUAGACCAUUUUUCUUUGCAGAACUGAAAAUGAAUUAGAAAACAUGUACAAGUGAAAACUGCCCAUUAGACUUUUGGUAGCACUGUUGCAUUGUAUUAAAUAUGACCUGAGGAGGGGGAAUAUGGGUUUGUGCCCUCUUUAAUUCUUUAUAAUAUGCAAGAUAGCCGAAAAGGUUUUUCCAGGUGUUUUUUUGCUUGAAAUUUUUUUUUCUGAUUGUUUUCUUUGAAGUAGAAUUGUAAAGAGAGUUAAAUGCAGCAGUGUUGAGCAUGUUUGAAAAUUCCCCCACAGAAAUUCACAUCUAGCCUACUAUGUUUUUUCUCAGAAGACACUUUAGGCUCACUGGAGAACUGGUAUGAUUAUGACACUAGGCUUACAUGGCAAGUGAAACCAUAAUGGGCGGAUACGGUAUUCUUAUUGUUGUUUUAUUUGUUUUUGUUGACAUCUGUUUAACGUAAACCUGUGAGAAACCCUGGGGGAAAAAAAACCUCUCUCUGUUAAAGACUCAAGCUCCUUCAUUGAAGAGUUAAGCACUCUCAACCUAUAUUUCUGAUCUCCAAGAAAACCAAAAAAAAGCAGGCUUGACAUUCCUGAUAUUUCUAAGAUGAAAAACAAGGAGGAAUAAAUAUAUUUUGUGGAGAGAGCAAAAGGGAAUCAUUUCAGGCCUUCUUUCUAUGUUAUAAAGAAUUACAAAAAGCACAAACCUCUUCUGUUUAAUGAUGAUCUGACAUGAUGUUAUUAAAAGGUAUAAACAACCACUUGUUAUAAUGAUCAGAAAGCUGGGGUCUCUGUGAUGGUUGUUAAUAAGAGUCACUGUAUUCAUCUUUGUAAAGGCACCUAAUGUCUCUCUUAGGCUACAUCUACACUAUGAGCCUCUUGCAGAAGAGGAAAUGCAAAUGAGCGCUCCAUUUGCAUUUGUUCUUCCGCAAGAGGCUCGUGGUGUAGACGUAGCUUCAGUGAACCAGUUCCGGCUACGUAAUAUGGUUAUGGGAUGACCACAACAUAGUACUUGCUAGCACAUUGCUCUCAAGCAGCUAUUGAAGCUUCUAAUACUAAGGCUACGGCUACACUGUAGCCUUCUCCCAGAAAAGCUUAUGAAAAUUAAGCGCAACAUGCAAUAUCGCCAUGCUUCAUUUGCUUAAGCUUUUAAGGAAGAAGGCUACAGUGUAGCCAUAGCCUAAGUGAUACUGAAAACCAUGCAUCUCAAGAAAAAUAAAAAGAACAUUUAAACUGUCCUAGUCUUUGGGAGUAUUGAAGUCCCAAGAAGCUUUGGAGGAGAGACACCAUAAAUAAUAUCUGCCAUUUUGGUACUAGUGAGAGAAUAUUGCAAACACACUUUUACAAUCACCUUUAAAGAAAAAAGCAUUAAUUUUGAAGUCUAGCCAGUUUCAAAAACUAGUUAAAAGUAGUUACAGAAGCUUUAUCUUCUCUGCAGUACCUCUGCCAGCUUCCUGUUUGGGGGGAAAAAAUUGCCUAUUUUGAAAAAAAUAUUUCAUUUCUGUGUUGGUAUGUGAAAGACCCACCUGGAGAGAAGAGGAAUGCGGGAGUGGCUUGCACACACACUGCUGCCAAAUGUAAACUGAAAAAACUCAGAAACGUGUUACUCUCAUCUCCAGUAUAGUUCUCCUGAGUGGCAAUUGCUAACCAUUUGGAGACAGAAGUGUAAUUGCUUACAGCAGACAAACCUCUUUUUAAGGAUUUUGGGUUACUCAUCUCAUAUUGCACUGGACAUUGAUUACAUACGGAGAUGCCGAACUUGAACACAAAAGUAUGAAGAAGAGAUCCAACAGGUUUGGCAAGAAGCACAUAGACAGGGCUGUUCUGAGGCCUCAUAUUGAAUCAGUGAGCAACUGUAUCUUUGAUGUCAUUUCUGCCCCUGAAAACAUGUUCUCCAGCAUUACUGUGUCAGGCAAAUUUGACUAGCCAACUCUCAGACACAUCCAGAAGUGUCAUAGAUCCCUAGGCUCAAAGUAUUUAGAGGAAAUAACUGAGCUAAGCCCAGGUCCCAUAACUUCAGCCUGUAUUCAGUGUUAUUUAUAUAGUAACAUAUUCUGUGUCUUCUCUGUUGGCAUGUUCUCCGUCCUUUUGGUGUUCUCGGGUCCAGCUGUGGAAGUAGUCCACAGACCCGGGCACCACUAGGAGCCUAUGAGAGUAUUCGAGCCCCAUUGCUGCUAAUGGGAGCUUUGCCAUUGCCUUCAAUGAGCCAGACUUUGAACCUUGUAUCAAUCUGAGAUUGUGCUCAUCUGCUCUUUACUUCUAGCUUUGGCUGUUCACUAGGGCUGUGUCUACAUUGGUGCAAUCUUGCGCCAAACUUGCUGCCUCUCUACACUGGCCGUGAGUAG
Pelodiscus sinensis (Chinese soft-shelled turtle) is the source of this 6711-nucleotide messenger RNA. The record is from RefSeq and is a predicted model, not a curated record. NCBI's taxonomy places the organism in Eukaryota, Metazoa, Chordata, Testudines, Trionychidae.